Abrus precatorius (Indian licorice) is the source of this 636-nucleotide messenger RNA. RefSeq names its product proline-rich receptor-like protein kinase PERK8. The record is from RefSeq and is a predicted model, not a curated record. The transcript has a single exon. Bases 1 to 636 code for a protein of 211 amino acids. NCBI's taxonomy places the organism in Eukaryota, Viridiplantae, Streptophyta, Magnoliopsida, Fabales, Fabaceae.
AUGGACCCACUCCGAGCGAGGAUUUGGGGAGAGGAUUCAGGAGGAAAGGAGGGAUGGAUCUACGACCCAGCAACGCGCCGCUUGACGUACCAGGGAAUGGUCUCCAUGUCCAUGGGACCUCUCACUGAAGGCGAAUGGAAGCUCAACUGGAUGGACCACAUUUUUGCCGAAAUCUCCGUGCCCCUACCACCCGAACGGAGUAUCAUCAUUCAUACACCUCCCUCUUCUCCACCGUCUCAUGAACCUCCCGCCAAACAUCUUAAGACUUUUGUGGAUAAAGGUAAAACUAUCAUUGACCUUGACCCUGAACCCAGCCCCUGUCCUAGCCCUACUCCUACGCCCACACCUGAAUGGAAAGACAUUGGAGUGGUUGCGUCUUCUGUCAGGCCAGUCCCUCGUCAACCUCUCGAUAUUCAGGCGCCACCUUCCGACGAAUCUAGACCUUCCACCCGACACCCUUCUCCACCACUGCCACCCACCUCGAGAUCGCCACCGCCUACUAUCGGUUGGAUUGACAGCGACCCGGAUGACUUGCCACCCUCUCCUCGCCCUCAGCCUGUGGAUGCUGCACCUGAUUCUGAUGGAAUGGAAUCUGAUCCUAGUGAGGAUUCCUUUCCACCAGAGUUUUAUAUGUAG